ACGGUUGUAUGAAGGGACUGUGUGCUCCCCAGCUGAUCCAUCUCGACAGUAAAAGGUACCGUCCACCUGACUGCUAGUAAAAUAAAACCUUUCUGUCGCUACAGUCCGCUGUAGUGGUUGAACCAGACGGAGCUGCUGUGUGUGUGAGUGAGUGGAGACAGUAGAGACGGAUCAUGAGCAAAGACUCCCAGAUGAGAGCUGCUAUCAACCACAAACUGAUCGAGAUGGGCGAACGGGAGCGGUUGAAGGAGUUGCUCCGGGCAAAGCUGGUGGAGUGUGGAUGGAAGGAUCAGCUGAAGGCACAAUGCAAAGAUGUGAUCAAAGAAAAGGGUCUGGAGCAUGUCACAGUGGAGGACCUGGUCACAGAAGUCACACCUAAAGGCAGAGCGCUCGUACCGGACAGCGUGAAGAAGGAGCUCCUGCAGAGAAUCCGAGCUUUUCUAGCUCAACACGCAACCUUGUGAAUGAGGCGGCUCCCGUCUAGACAUUUUUUUACUCACCAUAGAUCCACAAUUAAAAUCCAAACUGAUGUUUGUUCUCAUUGUGAGCGAUGCUGAAGUGUUAUUUUUAUUUUGUAUCAUGCGUUUUCAUAUUGAUUUUAGUUUGUUAUGCAGCAGUUUUGGAAAAAAAAAUAAAAUCAUGCCUAUUUUGGUCACUGGGUGGUUCUGACCUUUU
This is a messenger RNA of Sebastes umbrosus (honeycomb rockfish), 675 nucleotides long. Its product is annotated as transcription and mRNA export factor ENY2. Gene Ontology annotation, molecular function: transcription coactivator activity; chromatin binding. The record is from RefSeq and is a predicted model, not a curated record. Gene Ontology annotation, cellular component: SAGA complex; nuclear pore; DUBm complex. The transcript has 4 exons. Gene Ontology annotation, biological process: regulation of transcription by RNA polymerase II; positive regulation of DNA-templated transcription; poly(A)+ mRNA export from nucleus. The coding region runs from base 174 to 464 and encodes 96 amino acids. NCBI's taxonomy places the organism in Eukaryota, Metazoa, Chordata, Actinopteri, Perciformes, Sebastidae.